AUGGCCUCCACAAAUCUCCCCUUGACCACAGCCAUCGACUACGCUGACCGCACUCAUGGCGACGUCUCUUCGGCGAAGUCAAAAAAGGAAUCGACUUACGCCUCCAAAAUAUCUGAAUUCAGCGGCAUAGUCUCGGCUACCCGUGAAGCCUUCAUCCAACGCGUAGAUUCAGAGGAAGAAUCAAUCCUCGAGAACUCCGAGUUCAAGCUUCCAGGCAGGAGAUCCUUGUUCAUAAUCAUCGCAGGGAAUGCCUUGUUCCAGACUACCUUCUUCAUCGUCGUCUCUUCCGCCAGUGCCUAUGCGGAAUACUUGGGAGGAUCACCCACGUUCGCUGGUUUGACCAUCGGUGUCCCGGCACUGUGCUCUGGACUCGCCCUCCUAGUUAUCACCAGAGUGGAUGGAGGACGCUAUGAUGGACCAUUGAAUCUAUCCUACGCUGCCAUGAUCCUCGGCAACGUCCUCUACGCCCUUGCAUAUCGAGCGAACUGGCUAUACUUGAUCUUAAUCGGUCGUAUAGUGUCAGGUUUCGGCUUCACAUGUUUCCUAUACAGCAAACGAUACUGCUCCGACCCCCGUAUUGUAGGUAUCCGCCGGCGAACGACACUCGCAAGCUGGUUAGUCGUGGGCCAAGGAAUCGGUUUCGCCGCCGGCCCUUUCUUCGGAGGCCUGCUUUACAAGAUCGGUUUCUCGAACCCCAUAUUCAACGGCGUCACGAGUCCCGGAUGGGUCAUGGCCGUCGUGUGGGUGAUGUUCUGGGGUCUGCACACCCUAAUCUUCAAGGACGUCGGUCCACAUUCCCGCGAACAAGCUAUCGAGAUGACAGACGAGCAGCAGCCAGCGACAACAUACCAAAUCACCCGGGAACAAUGGGGUGUUAUUAUCUGCAUGUGCUACUAUUCCAUGACAUGCUUUUUCAUGCUUGGAAGUUGGGAAUCAAACAUCCCCGUCUUCACCGCCGAAGCGCUCGGCUAUUCCCCAUACCGCGCGGGAAAUUUCAUUGCCCUGGGCGGCAUUUGCUCCUUUCCUUUCCUUCUCUUCAACGUCUGGUACGCUCGACGCGUGCAGGACCGUGUCACCCUUGCGUUCGGGACGACGCUCGGCUUCAUCGGUCUUCUCAUCAUGCUCGCCAUUCUCCACACAGACAAAGUCACGUUCGGCUCCCUCUUCGUCUGCUGGUUCCUCAUCGCGCUGGGGUUCAACCUCGCCAGCACAUGUACCCUCAGCUUGCUCUCAAAGCAACUUCCAGAUGGUUGGAAUAGCCGCACGAGCAUGGCUAUUCAAUAUAGCAACUACGUCGGACGGGUUACCGGUGCCAUUCUUGGAGGGGCAGGUGUGAAAAUAGGCAUGGUAAACUAUGUUGGGAUUCAGCUCGCUGUUGUCGGCAUGGGAGGGGUGAUGUACCUUACAUUAUGGAGGCAACUGAAGGCGAAGACUGGCUAA
Molecule: messenger RNA, 1440 nt
Organism: Cyclocybe aegerita
Lineage: Eukaryota; Fungi; Basidiomycota; Agaricomycetes; Agaricales; Hemipholiotaceae
Source: the annotation of a GenBank genome assembly